GUUGGUACCAGUAGCUGUAGUGUAUAUGGUAUUGUUAUUUCAAUUACCACUGUAACAGUAGCAGCACUUUUAGCCACAGUUUAAAGAUAGUAGGCUCCUAACUGCAGAUUCUGCACUCGUCUUUAUCAUGGUGUUUUUCACGUGUAAUGCUUGUGGAGAGUCACUGAAGAAGAAUCAGGUAGAGAAACAUUACAUGACAAAAUGCCGGAACUGUGAAGUGCUGUCUUGUGUGGAUUGUGGAAAAGACUUCUGGGGUGAGGCCUACCAGGAACAUGUGAAAUGUAUUUCUGAGGAGGAAAAAUACUCUGGAAAAAACUACAAACCCAAACCUGGGACAAACAAAGGAGAAGUUAAACAGGAACAAUGGACCCAGCAAGUUCAAGAAGCAAUUGACAAAGCAUCUGCUAAUCCAAAAUUGCGAAACCUGUUGAUUCGCAUGAAAGAUUAUGCCAACAUUCCAAGAAAGCAAGCAAAGUUUGAGAAUUUUGUGCGAAACAGUUUACGAGUGUCAGAUAACAGUUUAAUCAAACAAGUAUGGGACAUUUUGCUAUCAGAGAAAAAUAAGAAUGAGAAAGAAAGUGAAAAUGGCACACCCAAGCCAUCUGAGGCUCCCAGUACCAUUGUAGUUGGAACAGGAAACGGUACCACACAACCCCAUGAACAAGAGCAAAAUGGAAAAAAGAAGAAAAAAUCAGCAGAAAAGGAAAGGAAAAGGGGAGACAUAUCUGACACAGAAACAAACAAUUUUGGAUCAUCUGACAGUGUAAAUGAUAUUGAGUGCUCACAAAAUGGAGAGUUUAGUCUUGGAAAGCAUAAAAAGAAGAAGAAGAAGAAAAGAAAACAGGAGGAACUGGAUGAUAAGUUUGGGAUCUCUGAAAAUGGAAAAAGCAAAAGGAUGAAGUCAUGUACAGAAACAGAAAAUACAGUGAAGCUGAAUGACACUUUGGAGACAGAUGAUCUUUUAAAGAAGGGGAAAUUUAAAUGGGAGGAUGUCAUCUGCCAGGUGUUAUCUGCGGCAACUGACCAAGAAUUGUCUUUAAAGAAACUUAGGAAAAAGGUGCUGGCAGAAUACUCCUCAUAUGACAAUAAUAAACCAGAGGACAGAAUUCUGGCAAAGUUUGAGAAGAAAGUACGAAAAAAUCCAAGACUGAAGAUGCUUCAAGACAGAGUGAAAUUAGUGUCUUGAAGUUAGUAAACUUCUUUAAAAAGUGGACAGAGAACUGUUUUUAAUAAUAAAUUGUGAUGCUGCAGAUUUUGCAUUGUCUACAGUUCUAGUUUUCUCUCAGGUGAUCUAGCAUUUUCCUGGCAUAUUUUGAAAUAGCAGGAUCUUGAACCUUUGAAAUAGUGAUAAUAACCAGUGUUUGACAAAUUUUAUUUAUUGUAAAAGUAAGAAAAAAUAAUAAUUUUAAUACACCCUA
Lingula anatina is the source of this 1418-nucleotide messenger RNA. RefSeq names its product cell growth-regulating nucleolar protein. Lineage: Eukaryota; Metazoa; Brachiopoda; Lingulata; Lingulida; Lingulidae. The record is from RefSeq and is a predicted model, not a curated record. Gene Ontology annotation, biological process: rRNA processing; negative regulation of transcription by RNA polymerase II. Gene Ontology annotation, molecular function: DNA binding. Gene Ontology annotation, cellular component: nucleolus.